Molecule: messenger RNA, 3867 nt
Organism: Ogataea parapolymorpha DL-1
Lineage: Eukaryota; Fungi; Ascomycota; Pichiomycetes; Pichiales; Pichiaceae
Exons: 1
Coding region: 1-3867 (1288 amino acids)
Biological process (GO): SREBP signaling pathway
Cellular component (GO): Golgi membrane; endoplasmic reticulum membrane
Molecular function (GO): sterol binding; protein binding
Source: RefSeq, a predicted model, not a curated record
AUGCAAUCAAGCUCAUAUUUGUUACAGAACUGGGAGCGUCUGGUAUCUGCCCGAAUCACGGCAUGGCUCCAAGUGCUGCAAUCCAAGCACCGCAGAAUUUUGCAACAUUUGCUGGAGCAUCCAACCGCCUUUAUUCUCUGGCCGACCACGAUCCUCUUUGUGCUGAGCUAUCCGACGCUCUACUCGCUAUAUGCGUCCACAUCGAGCGUUUUUCCAACAUCUCUUAGCGACACCAGCUACGUUAAGACGGUUGAUAUUCAUCUCGCUGACAGCCCGCUGGUCGAGCCUGACUUCUACAUGAAAAGCGUGUGGAUCCAGCCGAACCUAGAUUGCGAAAAUAGCACGUUGCCUGGCGUGAUGGAAGACACCGCGAAAAGGAAGUCUCAGCGAGCUCUAAAUAAGGAAUUUUUGCUGGAUGUCUUGCAUUUACAGCAAGAAUUACUGCAUGACCUAGAGUCAGGAGACAAUUUAUUGGAAAAUGGAUCGAUACACAUCCACUCGCCUCUUGAAUACUGGCAUAAUAACGAAACGUUGCUGCGCAGCGACAAAAAUGUGCUAAAAACGAUUCAUCUGAUGGAGUCUCAAAAAGCUAAUUGGAGGGUCCCUCUAUCGCAAUUUCGGCUGCUUUCAGGAAUCAGCAAAGUGGAUGGAAUAGUGAAGAGCGCUGACUCGUUGCAGCUGUGCAUCAUUUACCCGACCCAGGUCUCACGCCAUUUUGAGCAAAUUUGGGAGGAAAAUUUGCAGACGGCUAGACUAAACAACAAGUUCCAAAUCUUUGAGGCAGAGAAUGCUGGAAAAAUCAACUUUGAGCUCACCUACAAAAGAUGUAAUUUUCUGGAGAGUGCUCUGGUAGCUGCUGCUCCUAUGCUUGUGGCUGUCUAUGCUAUAAUAGCUCUAACCAAUAUUCACUCCAUCAAGUCGAGAACCGGCCUAUUGUGUGCAUAUAUUGUCCAGAUCACUUUAUCCAUACUGUCAAGUGCAACUUUGUCAACGUACUUUUAUAGGACUCUGGACCUUUCCCAGCUCCCGCUUUUGGUCACCCUGUCAAUCGUGCUCCUGGUGAGCAUAGAAAAUACUUUUCGACUGGUGGUCGCCACCUCGCGGACGUCCGAAGAGAUGUCUGUGAGCACGCGGAUUUGCAAAGCAGCGCUUUCCAGCCAUCCGUUGUCCACGACAAUAGUCCUCGCCGACAUCGCUCUGUUGGUCUUGGCGUUGCCCUUUCUCAGCGAGCUCGCAAGAAAGCACGUGCUUUUCACUUCGCUGGCCCUGGUGUUUGACCAUCUGUUGCACAUCACCUACUUCACGACAAUUGUGGGAAUAGACAUACGCCGACUUGAGCUGCAAGAUCUUUUGCAAAGGUCAAAUAAGCACGACGGUUCUCCGGAUCAGGAGAUGCAAAUGAGGCCGCUUGGUUCUGGCUCUAUUUUCUCUUCAGCUUUGCUCCACCCACAGAACAACAGAAACCAUGGGGUGUCGCUUUGGACAACUGCAAGACAGUACCUCUUCAAGGUGAAGCUUCCGCUAUUCAGGUCCUUGCGCUCAAGUGUUGCAGUCGCUCUGGUUGUAUUUUUACUGAUAUUCAAAUGGACCUGUGGCGUGAACUGCCACAUUCCCCAAACGUUCACGUCUAUACAGUCGGCUGCAAACGCUUCUGUGGAGGCUCUUCAAAGCAUGUCUUUGAAUUUUUUUCCCAAUAAAAAAGUGCUGGCAUCGGAGCUACUUCAGCUAUACUCAAGAAAUGCGAACACUCAGAAAAACCAGUUUAUCGUUUCCGUUUUAGAUCCCACAGUGGUUCUUGCGAAAGACGCUGUGCAACCUUUUGCGGAGCCGCGGCUUAUCGGCUUCGACCAGGGAAUGAUUUUCAAUUUUGACAUGCUAUACAUUUUGGAGUUUUUGAGUUGUUUGACGUUUGUGGUGUCCAGUGCGCCUCUCAUUCUCAAAUAUUUUCUGGCCAAGGACGGCAUCGACGUGUCUUCAGGGCUGGGAGGAACUUUGGAAACCGCUCCUGAAAACCAGCACACCACUUUCAACUCCAAAGAACUGGUAAACGGCCAUUUUUUGGACGUGGUGCGCAUAUCCACCUCUCCCUGUCCCUUCAUAGUUUCAGUGGGGAUGGACCACAAGAUUCUGGUUUGGUCUCCAAUGACAGUUCCUCUUCCCCCUCCUACCCAGCUGCCUCUCAGCGGAACUUUACUGCCUGUCACCAACGUGGUGAUGUCAAACACCGGCUCUCUAAUUACUGUGUUCAGCAAAUCUGGUGCGGUGAAGUGCUGGUCGCGGUUCACCAUGUCAUGGAUAUGGACAUGUCAGGUCGCUGAGCUGAUAAACGACACUCCGCUGGAGUCUUUUUUCAGAGCUCGAACCAGUCCGCAGCUAUCGCGCUCCAAAACUAAGACUGUCACGCGGAAAUCAAAGCUGGCCAAACAGGUGCACAUGGACGACAGCUCGUCUUCCGAUGACAGUUCUACGCCGCCUCUGCGUCCGACAGGUCGCGGAAGGACGUCUUUAAACCCGGCUUUUCUUGGUCAUGGACGGUCGCCGUCCGUGGAUUCAACGUUUGACCGGGGCAAGCAUUGUGGCUUCAAUGUGAAAAAAAACGAGGAGUUUGUGAUGGUGCUGAAAAACGGCGAUAUGGUGACUGUUAACUGCGCAGACGGGUCGAUGACCAGGACGAAUUUGACCCAGCUGAAAUUAGUAUGCUGCAGAAAAAUAGCCACACCUAGAGUUAACGACAGAAUCGUGGGAGUGCUAGACGACGGGUCUUUGGUGGUGGCCACGGCGAUCAACAACAAAUGGAAAGUGCGGUCUGUGAAGGUGCAGACAGAAAGCUACAAUUCAGGCAAGCGACUAAUCACACCAGCUAUGAUCUCCAGAACUUCGUCGAUGAACCAGAAGUCCCUCGAGUCGUUGCAAAAACUGCGUGCGAAUGUGGCCAUUGGAUCCCAGUCCGCGAUUGAGAUCGAGCAGCCUCCUGACACUCCGGAAAAGGAUUACUCCGGCGCAGUGAUCGAGCCGGUCCCAUUUGUUGGAAUGUUUGUGAGAGCAUGCGAUCUGACAGCGGAGCUAAUUGACGUGAACUCGGGCACUAUGCUGAAAUCUGUCAAUAUUGGCCAGUUCAAGCCCAACACCUUCAAAGUGUUCCAUGCAGAGCCGUCGCAUUGCCGAUUCUGUGGAUGUGCUUCCGUUAGCUCCUUUUCCAUAGCAUACACAGAGCUGGAAACUGACACACUUAUCGUGCACACCUUCUCCAUCGACAACAAGGCCAAAAACAGCAUCUGCAUGAGAGUCGAGAGAGACCCUCGCGAAACACGGUGUCUUGGUUUUGCGUCGGUGACAGAGCACCAGCACUGGUUGAGCAACGUGGAAGGCUGGUGUCCAACAGACCUGAAUCUUCUAAUUGGAGUGCGCAGAAAAUCGAACCCCGAGGACGACACGAAAAACAGUUUCGGCUACAGCUCAAACAGACGGCUCAUAGAGGGCGAGCGGCUGCGGAGUCGCAAAAGUAAGCGUGCUACGCCAGAAAAAAAAAUACACGAUAUUUGGGAAGGAUGGACCAUGACCGCUGCCGGUGAGGUGAAAUACUACGAAAUUCCGAGCGGGGCCAGCUCGGGACUUUUGAUCAGACGCAUAGGUCCUGUUCAGAAAUUUGGGCACAAGUCGAUUGUCGUUUCGUUUGGCAACAUCAUGAAGAUCCUGUACUUGGGUAACGACAACUUGAUCGAUAAUGGAGAAUCAGAGGGUGAACUGUCUGUUCCUUCUGUGCAGCCUCCCAACGCAUUAGGAUUCAUCAGCAGAAGACGCAGAAUGAAGCUGACGAAGUACGAACUAACACACUCGACAAAUUUCAGCGACGUUGACGAGGAGUGA